AUGUCUGCCUCAAACGAAAGCAAUUUGUUCAACAUCAUCGUGGUUGGCGGUGGCAUCGCAGGAUUAUCCGCGGCGAUUGCGUUGAGAGGGUCAAAUCGAAAGAUAAUUGUUCUGGAGCAGAGUCGCCUCAACCGAGAGAUCGGCGCCACAAUAUCUCUCCAGCCAAAUGCGUCAAAAAUUGUCGAGAAACAAUGGGACCUCGAAGAAGGCCUUGCGAAGACGGGGUCUAUGGCCGACAAAGCUUUUCGGAUUUACAACACAGAAGGAAAACUACAUGCAGAGAUUCCCUUUCACUUGAAGAAGAGCUAUGGCGCUGAGAGAAUGAUCUAUCAUCGUGUCGAUUUACAUGAUGCUCUAAAGUCUGCAGCAACGCGAAACGAAGGAAACGUGGAUCCUGUCGAGAUCCGAACGGGCUGCGUAGUCCGGAAAUGCGACCCAGAGGCUGGAACCGUCGCACUCGAGUCCGGGGAAGUGCUUUCUGCAGACCUCAUUGUUGGAGCUGAUGGGAUCAAGAGCGUUCUUCGACAAUCGAUCAUCGGAAAGGAAGCCCCCGCGAUACCAACUGGACUCUCCGCAUACCGACUAGUGAUUGACAGCUCCGAGUUGGAGCAAGACAAAGAUUUCACAUCCGUGAUAGAUCCGAGGGAGUCGUUCACCACUAUGAUCAUGGGCCAUGAUAGACGUAUCAUCAUGGGCCCCGCGAGGAACGGAGCAAUCUACAGCAUUGUAGCUCUAGUACCAGAUGACCAAAUGCAGGAAAAUGCCGAAGGUAAGUCGUGGACCACCAAGGGUAGUCCCGAUAAGCUCAGGGAAACAUUUGACGUUUUUCCAAAAUGGGCCAAGGCUGUUUUCAAGAACUGCACAGAAGUUGGAUUGUGGCAGCUUCGCGACCUAGACCCUUUGGAUACUUGGUACUGCAAACGUGCAAUCAUUAUCGGUGAUGCCGCGCAUCCGAUGCUGCCGACUCAAGGACAGGGGGCCAGUCAGGCAAUCGAGGAUGCAGAGGCUCUAGGAGCCAUCUUUUCAGACAUCAAGGAAAAGCCGACCCGAUCGCAGAUUACAGAGAGACUGAAGGUGACAAUCCUAUUAGCCAUUGAUGUUGAGGCUCAGUGGCUAACAUUUCAACAGAUAGUAUUCGACUGUCGGUACGAGAGGGCCACACUCAUCCAAGGCUACAGUAGAGAGUCCGGAAAGCCUGCGACAGACAAGGGCAACAACAAGAUCAAGAUGAAUCCGGCUGAGUUCAUGGACUAUAAUUGUACCUACAAUGGCGCAAAAGACUGGAUUGAGCGACAGGCCAGGGCGAAGAUAUUGGCUGAAGUUGAAGAGUCGAAGGGUACCGCGCCAAUCUCCAUUGCGACGAAACAGAUGGCUGCAAUUGCUCUGGGCAGUAAAUGA
Colletotrichum costaricense is the source of this 1398-nucleotide messenger RNA. RefSeq lists its product as uncharacterized. The coding region runs from base 1 to 1398 and encodes 465 amino acids. Gene Ontology annotation, molecular function: FAD binding; monooxygenase activity. The transcript is spliced from 12 exons. The record is from RefSeq and is a predicted model, not a curated record. Lineage: Eukaryota; Fungi; Ascomycota; Sordariomycetes; Glomerellales; Glomerellaceae.